Chironomus riparius is the source of this 1469-nucleotide messenger RNA. The record is from the annotation of a GenBank genome assembly. NCBI's taxonomy places the organism in Eukaryota, Metazoa, Arthropoda, Insecta, Diptera, Chironomidae.
UUGUGAGGGGUGCUCAAUUCCUUCUUUUUCGCGUCUCCCGUGCGCAAGUUAAUUUCGUUUAGAAAAUAUUUCAUCAAAAAACGGGUUGAAAACUCUCAAAAUGAGUUUAUCAGCUGCUCGUCCAUUGGUCGGUGUAUACACUGACAAAAAUGAGGUUAUUAAAGAUACAACAGUUCCAUUGCCUGCGAUCUUCAAGGCUCCAAUUCGCCCAGAUGUCGUUAAUGAUGUUCAUCAAUUGAUGCGUCGUAAUGCACGUCAAGCAUAUGCAGUUAAUGCUGAAGCAGGUCAUCAAACGUCUGCUGAAUCUUGGGGAACUGGUCGUGCUGUAGCUCGUAUUCCUAGAGUACGUGGAGGAGGUACUCAUCGUUCAGGUCAGGGAGCUUUCGGUAAUAUGUGUCGUGGUGGUAGAAUGUUUGCUCCAACUAAGCCAUGGCGUAGAUGGCACCGUAGAAUCAGCGUCAACCAAAAACGUUACGCUGUUGUUUCAGCUAUUGCAGCUUCAGGCGUUCCAGCUUUAGUUCAAGCCAGAGGACAUGUCAUUGAUGGAAUUUCCGAACUUCCAUUGGUUGUAUCAGACAAGAUCCAGGAAUACACCAAGACAAAGCAAGCAGUCUUAUUCUUACGUCGCAACAAAUUGUGGGGAGAUGUUUUGAAGGUUUAUCGUUCAAAACGCUUCAGAGCUGGACGUGGUAAAAUGCGUGAUCGUCGUCGUAUCCAACGUCGUGGACCAUUGAUUGUUUACUCAAAGGAUGAUGGUUUACGUCGUGCAUUCCGUAAUAUUCCAGGCGUUGACACAAUGAGCGUACACAAGAUGAAUUUGUUGAAAUUGGCACCUGGUGGACAUUUAGGACGCUUAGUCGUUUGGACAGAAGCUGCAUUCAAGCAUUUGAAUGACUUGUUCGGAACAUGGAACGAACCAUCAAAGGUCAAGAAAGCAUAUAAUUUACCACAUCCAAUUAUGUCAAACACCGAUUUGACUCGUUUGCUUAAAUCACAAGAAAUCAAAUCAUGCUUGAAUGCACCGAAGAAGACAGUCUUCCGUCGUCAACGUCGUUUGAAUCCAUUGAAGAACGCUACCCAGAAGAUAAAACUCAAUCCAUUCUCUGAGGUCACUCGCCGUCGUGCAUUAUUAGCAAAGGAGAAGAAGAAGUUCGAGACAGUCAUUGAGAAGGCAAAGAAAAAGAAGAUUGAAUUGAAGAGCAGUCAUCCAGCUAUUGUGUAUCAAAAGAAUGUUGCUAACCGUCUUAAGCUCCUUAAUGCAGCCAAGAAAAAUAGAUUGGCUAGAGUUGCAGAAAAGAAAAAGGCUGAUGCCGCAAAGAAAGCCACAAAGAAGACAGUAGCACCCAAGAAGAAGUAAAUUAUAAAUUGCGUAUUGUAACGAAAAAAUGUAAAGGUUUAUAAAGAACAUAUUGAUUGAACCUUGUGAAUCCUGAAAUUUAUAAUAAACACUAAAAAGUCAAAAAACAGCA